Molecule: messenger RNA, 3130 nt
Organism: Parasteatoda tepidariorum (common house spider)
Lineage: Eukaryota; Metazoa; Arthropoda; Arachnida; Araneae; Theridiidae
Product: myocyte-specific enhancer factor 2-like
Biological process (GO): cell differentiation; positive regulation of transcription by RNA polymerase II
Molecular function (GO): protein dimerization activity; RNA polymerase II cis-regulatory region sequence-specific DNA binding; histone deacetylase binding
Source: RefSeq, marked provisional
CUAGUGCGUACUGGAGCUUAUACCCUGUUAUAAACGAAUGAUUUAAUAUUGUACUUCUAUUGUGGUCUAUAAUAAGCAUAAAUGGGAAAAUCUCGUCUGCAUUAAAACAAGAUAUUAAAGGUAGAAAAUUAAUGUUGCUUUGAAAAAAAGAAAAGUGACUUCCUUAAACUGCUCGCAACUCCCCCAAUCCGCCCAAACAAAAAUGGGACGAAAAAAGAUACAAAUUUCACGGAUAACCGAUGAAAGAAAUCGUCAGGUUACAUUUACUAAAAGAAAGUUUGGACUGAUGAAAAAAGCUUAUGAGUUAAGUGUACUAUGCGACUGCGAAAUCGCACUAAUCAUCUUCAACAGUACCAACAAAUUGUUUCAGUAUGCUUCCACUGACAUGGAUAAAGUUCUUCUGAAAUACACAGAAUAUAAUGAACCACAUGAGAGUAGGACUAAUAGUGAUAUUGUGGAGGCUUUGAGUAAGAAAGAACACAAAAGUUCUUCAAAUGGCUGUGAUUCCCCUGAACCGGAAGAAUAUGCUCUAACUCCAAGGACUGAGUCUAAGUUUAAUAAGAUUAAUGAAGAAUUUGAAAUGAUGAUGCAAAGAAAUGUUCAACUUAAUGGAAACAGAGGUCAAGGAUCCUUAAGUCAAACCCUUGGUCCAAUGUCAGUAACAUUAAAUAGCAGUUAUCCCAGUGCUGAAAGUCUAAUGGGAUCAUCUCAAAUUCCUCCACAUAGUAACAUUAGUCCCAGGCCUGGAUCUUCUGGUCUUCUUGAUAUUAAUGGUGUGACAGGCAAUGGCUAUCAUCGAUCAAUAUCACCCUCUAUGCCAGGAAACAGUUCACCAAUAAUGAUGAAUAAAGUGAAUAAACAACAUUCACCAACAGGAAAUCGGUCAUCUAAUCUUCGGGUUGUUAUACCAAAUUCUCAUGCAAAUUCAUCGAUGCAAAAUGUGAGGUCAGUCUCUAAUUCUAUUGGAAAUCAAGUGGGAAAUGUUAAUUCUAGUUCUAUACCUAGUAUGGCUUAUCCGUCCAAUCUUUCAUCAUCUUUUCCUCAAAAUGACUUUCAGCUUGGUUCAGAUUUGGGUUUAUCAGGGUUCAAUUCUCCCAGUUUAUUGCAAAACUGGUCUCAAGGACCAUUGUCCAAUGUUCAAGGACUCACCCAUUCAAGUCCAAGCUCUACCAUCAGUAGUUUACCUCAUCUCUCUGUUAGUAGUGCAACUCCACCUCCAUCAUCAUCUCCCUUACCAAUCAAAAUAAAAAGUGAACCAAUUUCUCCACCACGUGAUAAUUCUCUUAAUCUUCAUCGACCUUCUUCUGAUCAAGGUCAUUUAUCUCCUGGUCAUUCACUUGCCCCAUCUACAUCCUCCUCUCCAGACCCAAACAUGGACUAUGAUCCUCAUAUCAGCAAAAGGCCACGUCUUACUGCAGAUGGCUGGGCCACGUAGUAAAAUGUAUUCUUUGUGAAAUAGUAUUCACAGAAUUUUUAUGGUGAUUUACUGAAGGCAUUAAUGCCCAAAUGUGGGUGUCAUCAUUUUUUACUGUUAUUGCAUUAAUACCUGAACUCCCACUGGUGCAUUUAAAUAAAUUUUUAAGAGAUUAGGAUAAAAAUCUCAUUAUAUUCACUGAAGAAAGACACAGUGAAUGAAAGAUUGUGACUUUGUUAUAAAAUAUUUACAAGUGCACACAUUUUCAUUGCAUUCUGGUACUGUUGUGGACAAACUCUAAGAACUAAAAGAAUUUGAUCAUAUUUGUGUUGGACAAGCAGUUCCUUUAUUCUUCAUUAAUUAAAGUUUUGAAGAAAUGGACACUAUUGACUGUCUGCCCAACUUUGUAAUUCUUAUAUUAUAAAUGUAAAAUUCAUUGUUUAUUAUUUCAUAGUGAUAUUGCCAUCAACAUAGAGUAAUUUUUAUAUCAUUAUUCAACUGUGUGAAGUGAUCUUAAAGUUUGUUGUUGGCAACCAAAUCUUUUUUAUACUAUUAGUUUGCACAAACUGAUAAUUGUUUUGUUAGACAAAAGAUAUUAGGAGAAAUCUAUUUUCUGUAGCAACAUUCCUUGUAGUUGCCCCAGAUUGGAAGUGUGUAAAGAAAUAACUUAAUCAGGGGAAGUACUCAAAAAACAGUUUCAUGUGCAUAAAUUUGUAUCGAUUACUUCUGUUAAUUAGUACUUAAAACAUUUUAUUAUAAUGUUGUAGUUUCAACUCUGAUAUAGUUUUCUCAUAGUAAAACACAUUUAACAAUGUUAAAAACUCUCAAUAUUUUUUAAAACAAAAUUUUUUUUAUUUAAUUAAAAGUUUUAUAAGCUGAUGUGCUGUUUGACUGUAUAGUAUGUUCCAUUAGGAUAUUUGUCACAUAGCAUGCUUCUUGUCAGAUGUCUUGUAAAAACAGAACAUAUUGUAUCUUCCAUAUGUGGGUUGUUGCUUAAUAUGUGGUUCAUAGAUAAAUUAUGUAUCUGAUUUAACCUAAGCAAAGAGUUGAAGCUAUUAUUUAAUUUGUACAUUAAAGAGAUUUGUAUAAUUAAGUGUUGUUUUUGUGUAACCACUUCUAGUAGUUAAUGAAUCUGACUUUUAUUGAUUGCUUUUAUUUUCUUGAUAAUUUUAUUAAACCAAAAUCUAGUUCAUUUAAAUUUAGAAAAUAGAAAUCUUAAGGCAUUUAUUAAAAAAGUGGCUUUAGUGAGAGUUAUAGAUCAGUUUAUAUAGAACGUAUAGUUUUAUUAUGCAUUGCAUAUGCAAAUUCAGAUCUGAAGACGGUCCAAGUUUUUUGCUAUAGAUUUGACAAUCAUGAAUGUUUGCUGCUGUGUCUGAAAUUGCCUUCUUUGCCUAUCACUGAAUUUUCAGUGUUUAAGUAUUAAAACACUAAAACUUUCAUACAUGUGAGAAAAGUCUGAUCAGUGCCUAAGUUUUUGCACAAAUAGUUAACACAUAAAAUUUUAUUUAAGAUGAUUUGUAAUUGACAUUUACGAAUAUAGUCUUUGAUAGGUGGCUGCCUUUCUUUACAUUAGAACAAAUUAUAUGUACUUCCCCCAAAAAGUAGUCUAAAUAUAAAAAUACCUAUUUGUUUUUACCAAAUUUUUUUUCUAUUACCAAAUCCACUGAAGCUUUAAAAAAGAACUGUGCAUUGACUUCCGAUUCAAAAAAAAAAAAA